ACGUACGCAUGCGCAGUACAGUAGUGGCUUAUCGGCAGCGCCCGCGGUAUCUUGGCAGUUUGUUGGGCGGGCUUGACGACUUUGAAGCGUUUGUUGAUGGCGAACGAGCGCCUCCGAGCUCUGGAGGAGGUGGAGAAGGAGAUCGCCGUGGUGCUGCAGUGUGCCGGCAACAUCCUGAUGGAACUUUCCAAAGACAAACACAACGCCAGCCUGCUGGACAGACAGCUGCUCCAGUUCCAGAGCUCGGUCAACCGAGUGGAGGGCGAGCUGAGCGGCCAAAUCCGCUACCUGACGCAGGUUGCCACUGGCCAACCUCACGAGGGGUCCACCUACUCAUCCAGGAAGGACUGCCAGAUGGCACUCAACAGAGCGGAGUACGCCAAAGUCAAACUGGGAGAACUGGGACGAACCUGCGAGCUGAUGUUGGAGCAGCCGCCGCCGCCAUCGCAGCUAACGUGAAGAGAGGACCGCUUGUUUUCUUCCUCUUUAUUCAGACAAACGCUUGAAUGAGACAACUGGCACCGCCAAUGCUUUUGGACUGCACAAAGAGUCCGGUUACGAAUUGGAAUGCAUCGAUGUUCUCUGCUCAGCCAUUAAAACAAACCUCUCGAUGCGGCA
Phyllopteryx taeniolatus (common seadragon) is the source of this 618-nucleotide messenger RNA. RefSeq names its product mediator complex subunit 11 (gene med11). Lineage: Eukaryota; Metazoa; Chordata; Actinopteri; Syngnathiformes; Syngnathidae. Gene Ontology annotation, molecular function: transcription coregulator activity. Gene Ontology annotation, biological process: regulation of transcription by RNA polymerase II. The transcript is spliced from 3 exons. Bases 97 to 459 code for a protein of 120 amino acids. The record is from RefSeq and is a predicted model, not a curated record. Gene Ontology annotation, cellular component: mediator complex.